AUGACUCUGCUAUGGCUUGUACUCUUCCUUCUUCAUCCAGGAUAUACUUUAGUUCCCGUGGUCACAGUCCAGCCAGGGGAACCGGUGACUUUGAGAUGCGUAAUGACUGAGAAGUUUGAAACUGUGACGUGGGUUCACUGGUACAAGCAAAGUGCAGGAAAUAAUUUGAUAUUAAUUGCAAUGCUGCGUAAAAGUACAAGUGCAACGCCCACCUACGGCCCGGGAUUCUCAAAAUCAAGAUUCCAAAUAACAUAUAUUGGCAACAUGAGCAACUUGAUAAUUUCAUCAACAGUAGAACAAGAUGAGGGAAUGUACCAUUGUGCCUAUAUGGACUGGACUGAAUCUACUUGGACUGGGACCUAUUUGUCUUUAGCAGAAAACUCUCAGAGGAUUUCGAGCUUCACUGUUGUUCAGGAGCCAACAGUUUCUAACCCCGCCAGUGACACAGACUUAGAGACUCUGCAGUGUUCGGUUCUCUCUGACUCUGUAAAUGCAACCUGCUCAGGAGAACCCAGUAUGUUCUGGUUCAGAGCCAUAUCAGAUACAUCCUAUCCAGAUUUCAUCUUUGCUGAGGGAAAAAUACCUGAAAACUGUGAAAAGACAACAAACAAUCAGAAGAAAUGUAGUUAUAAUUUCACUAAAGUUGUCAAAUCAUCUGAAGCUGCCAUUUAUUACUGUGCUGUGGCCACAUGUGGACAGAUAUUAUUUGGAAAUGGAACAAACCUCAUGUUGCCAAAGAGCAAUCCAGGUAUUGUGCGUAUUGUGCCAUUUGUGCCAUCACAGAAAAAUCAUGCUUUUCUGAAUCAUUGAUAUUUUUAUCUGUCUUUGUUUUCUAGGUGAAAAAACAAGUAUUGUAAGGAUUAUGCUGGUGAUUAUAUUAAUCUGCUUGGCCAUUUCUGUGAUCUUGAAUAUUAUUUUUAUUUGUUGCCGAAUUCAAAGAUCAGCCUGUGCUCAAUAUAAGAGUAAGUGUAAUUUACUAAGCUAAUUUUUUAAAACCACAGUCACAUUAAUUAUCUUUUCCUAUUUACACAGAGAGUUCCUCUUCUCAACCAAGACACAAUGACUCAAGCCAACCAAGAAAUGAGACUGACAAUGGACAGGAUCUGAAUUAUGCUGCAUUAAAUUUCUCUGAAAGGAAAGAGCCAAGAAGAAUGAAGAAAAGAGAACUGAAGAAUGAAG
This is a messenger RNA of Gambusia affinis (western mosquitofish), 1179 nucleotides long. RefSeq lists its product as uncharacterized. NCBI's taxonomy places the organism in Eukaryota, Metazoa, Chordata, Actinopteri, Cyprinodontiformes, Poeciliidae. The record is from RefSeq and is a predicted model, not a curated record. The coding region runs from base 1 to 810 and encodes 269 amino acids. Gene Ontology annotation, biological process: response to bacterium. The transcript is spliced from 4 exons.